UACGCGUGUUUAGGCCCAGUUUAGCAAUUACUCCAUUUGUACAAAGUUCUAAACUUUCCCCAUUUCCCAUUAUCAUCAGCUCCAUGAACAACAGAAUGGGAAGCAUUCGAUACAUCUCAGAGAGCAGCGUGCAAGCAUCAACUCCCAACGAAGCAGCAGCUCAACGGAUUGAGCUUACACCAUGGGAUCUUCAGUUUCUUCUUGUGGGUCCUAUUCAGAAGGGACUUCUCUUCUACAAGCCAAAGCCCCAACAAAUACAAGCAGGAUCAUCCUUAAUCCACCACUUGAAAGCCUCUCUUUCGCGCACCUUGGACCAUUUUCCACCGCUUGCAGGCAGAUUUGUGGCCGUUGAACAUGGAGAUGACACCACUUCUUUCUACAUCAACUGCAACAACAUGGGAGCCCUGUUUGUCCAUGCCAUAGCUGAUGGAGUAAGCAUUUCUGAUAUUAUCGAACCUCUUUAUGUUCCAAGCAUUCUCCACUCAUUUUUCCCACUAAAUGGGGUUAAGAACAUUGAUUCUAUUUCCGAGCCAGUACUGGGUGUUCAAGUAACUGAGCUUGUAGAUGGCAUUUUCAUCGGUUGCACCAUGAAUCAUACCGUCUGUGAUGGUAGCUCCUUUUGGCAUUUCUUCAAUUCUUGGGCAGAAAUUUCUUGCGGUUCUGUUAAUCUGUCUAAAUCCCCUGUUCUUGAGCGUUGCUUUCUUGAGGGAACUGAUUUUCCUAUUCGUAUUCCCAAUUCACAAAUCAAACAAAUCAAUGAAAAAUUCAUCCCUCUGCCAACCCAAGAAAGAGUUUUCCAUUUUACCAAAGAAAAUAUCACAAAACUCAAAGCAAAAGCUAAUGCUGAGGCUGAUAACAACAAGAUCUCCUCUCUUCAAACACUACUUGCCCAUCUUUGGCUAUCUGUUUUUCGUCUAAAACAUCUUGACCCCAAUUUAGAGGUCCAUUACAUAUUAACAAUCGGUGCUCGACGGAGACUCAAAUCCCUUCCCGAGGAAUAUUUUGGGACUGCAGUACAGGCCGGAACUGUGACUCUGAAGGCAGGGGAGCUGGUGGAGCAAGGACUGGGUAAUGCAGCGUGGCAAAUGAACAGAAUGGUUGCUUCUCAUACCGAAGAAAAGCUAAAGGAAUUCCUGGAGGCAUGGACAAGAAGCCCCAAGUUACUCAUGUUGAGCAACUUGACAAAAAAUGUUCUGGCUACAAGUAGUUCUCCACAGUUCAAUAUAUAUGGAAAUGAUUUUGGAUGGGGAAAGCCGAUUGCAUUAAGUUGGGAGUAAGAGUAAGGGAAUUCAUGGCUGCUGUAACCAUCUAGCUGGUUUAUAUCCACUCAAGUCUUUGUUUAUUGUCCUACGGAAAUAUGAAAUAAAAUUAAUGGAAUUAUUCUUUAGUUAGAUUUAGUCAUCCAAAAGUUGAAACCUAUAUAUUGCAUCACAGAACAAUAAAUAAUAAAGGACUUUUUUAAUU
Messenger RNA from Rubroshorea leprosula, 1464 nucleotides. The record is from the annotation of a GenBank genome assembly. NCBI's taxonomy places the organism in Eukaryota, Viridiplantae, Streptophyta, Magnoliopsida, Malvales, Dipterocarpaceae.